AUGGCCGCUUCCGUACCUUCCGACUUUCUGAACCAGUUCCCGCGCGGCUGUUGGGGCUCUACCUUUCGUGCCGCCGAUCCUGACACAGCGGGGCAGGGGACGAGCCACCCCUGCGUGCCGAAGAAGCUGGACCUCGAGGUCCGUAGCGCACCAGACGAGUACGGCAGUGGCCUGAUGCAAGAGCUGGACGAGGAGGAGUUUCCCCGCCUCCCCAUGCGUCGGGCAGUGGGGCGCGCGUUUGUGAACCUCGAGUGCUCCGCGGACGCCGAGAAGCGUGUGGACACGGCGUCCCUGGAUUCUGACGCCGGCAGCACAUUGGACGCCAGCCCGCAGGAUGCCUACGCUUCCUCGCGCGAUUCGGACGCCUGCUGGCAGGAUGCCUUCGUCCUCUCGCACGAUGCCAGCGCCAGCUGGCAGGAUGCCGACGCGCACAGCAGCCCGGAGCAGAGCGCAAGGUUGUGUAUGGUCUUGCUCCCGUGUGUUCAGGAGGCCUGGAUCGGUUGUUCUUCGCCGACGCGCGCCACUUCGCUGACGCUGCUGAACGUGCCGGCGCACUACACGGACUGGAUGCUGAGUUGCACGCUCUACAGUUUGGGGCUGCUGUCGAGCUGCAACCUGCUGCACCUGCCGCGCGCGCAGGCCGUUGGAGACGCGCUGACCCUGAACGUGGGGCACGCCCUGCUGAAUUUUAGGACUCCUGACGACGCAGAUCUCGCGCGCAGCCGCCUCACGGGCCACGCCUGGGAUAUCCCGAUGGUGCCGCGGGGCGCAACUGCGCCCAGGUCGAGGACGCUGCGCCUCAGGGCUACCAGGCCUGCUCAGACUACGUCGAACUCCUCACCAGUGGGCAGACCAGCAGCAGCAGCAUGCUGGACUGGCUGGACGUCCCCGCCCUCAAUCCGGGGUCGCCAGCAUGGCGGAACUACUGAUGCUUUCGCCUUCGUCCCCCAGCGGGUCGUGUUGGCUCCAGGCCCCGUGUGGCUGGACACGAUUUAG
This is a messenger RNA of Prorocentrum cordatum, 996 nucleotides long. Lineage: Eukaryota; Dinophyceae; Prorocentrales; Prorocentraceae. The record is from the annotation of a GenBank genome assembly.